Messenger RNA from Cynara cardunculus var. scolymus (artichoke), 1046 nucleotides. Its product is annotated as mitochondrial import inner membrane translocase subunit TIM23-1-like. Gene Ontology annotation, cellular component: TIM23 mitochondrial import inner membrane translocase complex; mitochondrial inner membrane. The transcript has a single exon. Bases 146 to 718 code for a protein of 190 amino acids. Lineage: Eukaryota; Viridiplantae; Streptophyta; Magnoliopsida; Asterales; Asteraceae. Gene Ontology annotation, biological process: protein import into mitochondrial matrix. The record is from RefSeq and is a predicted model, not a curated record. Gene Ontology annotation, molecular function: transmembrane protein transporter activity.
ACCAGAUGGAAAACCAGAGAACCUUCGCGUGAACCGAAACCCUUUUCUCCUUUUCCACUUUGAUUUUCGAACACCGCCUCUUGCCCUUUUCUUCGAAUCAAAUUCUUUUGAGAUCGAAACCCUACAUCGUUGCCCUAAUUACAACAUGUCGUACCAGCCAAGAUCUUCAAAUCACAACGAAACCGACGACGACCGCCAUAACCGUCGCCUAUACAACCCUUACCAAGAUCUUGGCGUGCCCGUACAAACCCUAUACAAGCUUCCGACAUCUCCUGAAUACCUUUUUCAAGAAGAAUCCGUCGCUCAACGGCGUUCAUGGGGCGAAAACCUAACCUACUACACCGGAAUCGGUUACCUCGGCGGCGCUGUAGUUGGGGCAGGAAAGGGUUUAGUUGAAGGUGUGAAGGCUUCUGAGGCUGGAGAUACCAUGAAGCUCAGGGUUAAUCGGAUCCUGAAUGCGUCGGGUCACGCGGGUCGGAAGAUCGGGAACCGGGCGGGUGUUAUUGGAUUGUUGUAUGCAGGUAUGGAGAGCGGGAUGGUUGCUGUUAGGGAUACGGAUGAUAUUAUUAACAGCGUGGUGGCCGGGUUAGGGACUGGAGCACUUUAUAAGGCGGCGGCGGGGCCGAGGUCAGCGGCGGUGGCCGGAGCUAUUGGUGGAAUAGCGGUGGGAUUAGCUGUGACAGGGAAGCAGGUUUUGAAGCGAUACGUACCGAUCUGAGCUCGAUCGGUAUUCAUCUUAAUUCAAGUUUUGAUCAUUUGAGACUUUUAAAAGGUGAUUUGGUCUGUAGUUUUUUUUACAAUAUUGAUGAUGAUUCACAUAUUUUGGUAUGAAAAAAAUGCGUAAUUUUGUUUUUUGUGCACUGGAUGCCCUUUAUAUUGUGUUCUGUAUCAGUAUCAGGAAGGGUUAGUCACAAAUAAAUUCAUGGAGACAUUGAUAUGGAAAUCAUAUCCCAGAUUUUUUUAGCUUGUUUGGUGCUUCAAUAUUUGUUUAGAUGAAUUGAUUUGAACAUUGGUCUGUUCUACUAACUAAUUAAGGGUCUGUUUAC